AUGGCCGGCCACGGUGGCUUGAUUAACGGCACAUGGGACGGUGUCGUGUCGCCGGAAAGCCGGCCGAAUCCAAACAUCCUCAAACUCAACCCAAUGCUUCAAUGGGAGGAGGCAGAAGAACCUCUUCAUGCGGGCAUAGACCCAGGUCCAAAUGGAAUCGGACCCGGAAUGCCCUUUGCCAAUUUAUUGUUGCAAAAAAUUCCAAAUUACGGGAUCAUCGGUUUGGUGCCUUGUGCCGUAUCGGGGACGAGCAUCAUAUUAUGGCAAAAAGGAACCAUUUUAUAUAACCAGUUGAUGGAUAGAGCCAUGGCUGCUUUGCAAAAUGGUGAUGGAAAUGGUAAUGAGAAUGUUAUUGAAGCCCUUCUUUGGUAUCAAGGAGAGAGCGACACUACAACCCUAAUAGAUGCCAAAGCAUACAAAGCUAGAUUGCAACAAUUUAUUAUGGACUUGAGAACAGAUCUCAACUUGCCUGACCUUUUGGUUCUUCAGGUUGCACUUGCAUCAGGACUAGGGAAAAUAUCAAAAUCUCAAUAUGUAGAAAGAGUGAGAGAAGCACAACUCAACAUAGAACUUCCAAAUGUAAAAUAUGUGGAUGCCAUGGGACUGCCUCUUCAACCUGAUAACAUACAUCUCACUACUUCCGCCCAAGUCCGCCUUGGCAACAUGCUUUCCCACGAGUUUACUGCUCACCAAAACUCGUUUGCGGACGUCUGA
This is a messenger RNA of Oldenlandia corymbosa var. corymbosa, 714 nucleotides long. The record is from the annotation of a GenBank genome assembly. NCBI's taxonomy places the organism in Eukaryota, Viridiplantae, Streptophyta, Magnoliopsida, Gentianales, Rubiaceae.